AAGUUAAAUGUAUGUUUGUGUUGAUUUUUUCUUUAAAAAAUAGUACUUAAAAUAAAGAUGGGAAAGCAGGAGGCAGCAUCAUGGGAAACAUCCGAAUUAGAGAAUUUUCCCCAUUUAUAUAUAUGUUAAUAAGGGAUACAGUAAUAUUUUUGCGCGUAUAAUAUCAUCUCCCAUUAUUUCAACAACAAUCGAGGAGCAGUAAUGGGUUCGAGCAUCAGUCGUAUAAGAGCAUCAUCAUCAUCGGAGUCAGGUUCAAGACCCAAAAGGAGCAAGUUCAAGUUUUCCUCUUUCUUGUGUGGUGCUUCUACUUCUCACUCACACCAUCAGCUUGAAGAUUAUCCCCAGCCUCCGGUUGGUGCCCGGAAUUCUAUAGCAGAAUCUUCUUCAACAUUUAGUUUAGAAGUUGGUCAUGCGACUCAACCUGAGACAGGAUCCUCAUCAGAAAGCACUAGUGGUCUUAGUCAUGACGCUUUAGUUCAACAUAAGUUGAUAAAUGCCGAAGUGAACAUCAAUAGUGCAUGUCUUUCAAAUGAUAAACAUUCCAUAUGUGACCAGGCAAGAGACAGCUUGGCUGCAGCUGUUAGUACUGAUCCUUUGACAUGCUUGAAUGCUGAAGACUCUCACACUGUGCCAGAAGAGUGCAGAAUCUCAUGUUCACAUGGGGAUUCAAUGGAGGAUCAGGGGGGUGGACCGAUUGAGUCAAGUUCUGAUUCUAGAUCUACUUCUCUUACUUCUGACUCUAUGCCUAGGCAUCAAUUUCUCGAGGGUGAUACCUCCGAAGAGGCAACAACUUCAAGUUCAGGAUUUCUUUUGUUGGAUAGUGAGCUUGGAGUAACCUCCACUCAAGAUGUGCUACAUGUUGAUGUGGUGAGUAUCUCUUCCAACCUUUUAUCUAGUAGCAUUGCUGAUAUAGGCAGUCCAGAAACAAGAAGAAAUAGUAGGAGGCUCUUUUGGGAUGCUAUAUCAAGACACAGUUUAAGAAGGGAUAGUGAUUCUCCAACCAUUGUCUUUGCAACUGGUCAUGCUGAUGAUCUAGGAUCUCGUGACAGAUGGCUAAUUGAUUUUAAUGGUGAUCUCCAUUAUGAUGGGGUUGGACUUGAUUCUGGUUAUGGGGCUGGUAGGAAUCGUCACCGAAGUGAACAAAGACAGCCAACAAGAUCUGAGAUAUCUGAAAGAGUUCUUGAAGGCCUUGGUAGCCGAGUUCCACAACAAAAUCUUUGCUCAUCAGGCCUUCAUCCUGAUGGUACAUGUUCGUGUGAACCUUUACUCACAACUGAAGAGUUCAGUACCCUUGCAAGUAUUUCACGAAUAAUUAUGCUUGCUGAGGCCUUAUUUGAGGUCCUGGAUGAAAUUCAUCGACAAUCUUUCACACUUUCGCUAUCUACGGUUUCGCUUCCAGCUCCAGAUUCUGUUGUGGACUCGUUUCCUCUCAAGUCUCACAAGAAGUUAGGAGCUGUAGAGAAUGCUCCCACUGAUAUCCAACAGUGCCACAUUUGUUUGGCCGAGUAUGAGGAGGGAGACAAACUAAGGGUGCUCCCUUGCCGCCAUGAAUAUCAUAUGCAUUGUAUCGAUAAAUGGCUUAAGGAAGUAAAUCGAGUCUGUCCAGUUUGCAGGUGCAAUGUUUGUGAGAAUUCCGCGGUUGCUUCUGCCCCAAAUUCAGAAGCUUCUUAACGGAUGGUGCUAAUUAUGUAAAUAUAGUACAGACAGGUUUAGAUGAAACUGAAGGAGAACCUUGGAGUAAUUGGUAAAGUUGCUGCAACGUGACCGGGUUCAAGCCUUGGAAACAGCCUCUGGCAGAAAUGCAAGGUAAGGCUGUAUACAAUACACCCUUGUGGUGGGGCACUUCCCGGACCCUGUGCAUAGCGGGAGCUUUAGUGCACUAGGCUACUCUUUUGCAAGGUUUAGGUGAAACUGUGGCAAUGUAAUGUUGAAUCGUGUCUGCAACAUUGUGAAUAUAUUUGCUAUAAGGUAAAAUUGGGCUGGAAAGUGUUA
Messenger RNA from Capsicum annuum, 1992 nucleotides. RefSeq lists its product as uncharacterized. The coding region runs from base 202 to 1671 and encodes 489 amino acids. The transcript has 7 exons. The record is from RefSeq and is a predicted model, not a curated record. Lineage: Eukaryota; Viridiplantae; Streptophyta; Magnoliopsida; Solanales; Solanaceae.